Molecule: messenger RNA, 3199 nt
Organism: Colius striatus (speckled mousebird)
Lineage: Eukaryota; Metazoa; Chordata; Aves; Coliiformes; Coliidae
Gene: TRMT1L
Product: tRNA methyltransferase 1 like
Exons: 16
Coding region: 158-2404 (748 amino acids)
Biological process (GO): tRNA N2-guanine methylation
Cellular component (GO): nucleus
Molecular function (GO): RNA binding
Source: RefSeq, a predicted model, not a curated record
UCCUCUCCUGCCGUACGUGCCGGGCCGCCAGCGCCGAGCCUGCCUGCGGGCCCGCCUCCUAACCAAGAGGCGUGUGGGUACGGCGGCACGACCCCACGCUUUGCUUCGUCUUACCUCGGCUGCUGCUUCUCCCGCCGCCGGGCUGUCUCCGGAGAAGAUGGCAGCAGAGGAGGCUGCGGAGGCCUCGCUGGCGCGGCUGUCCGCCGAGCAGACGCAGCCGCGGCGAGAAGACCACGGUGACGAUGAGAACCCCGAAAGCGGCGGCGGCGGCGAGACCGCAGCGCUCAAUGGCAUCGUUGUCUCCGGAGAAACGGAAAGGAACAACCUGGAUGUGAAAGUUCCUAAGUCAGAAUUGGAAACUGAGGAAAAAGGAACAGAGGAAGAAUCCACGAGGGAAUCCGAUAGCAGCAUUUUGGAUGUAUCUUCUGAUUAUCCAAGAGAGAAACAUAUUUCAAUUCAAAGGCAUCUUGCUGAUCUAGAGAAACUAGCUGACCUGAAAGAAGAUGAAAGGAAGCCUUGUCCAUUGUGUCCUGAGGAGAAAUUCAAAGCUUGCUUUAGUCAUAAGCUCCAUCGUCACCUCCAGAAUUUGCACUGGAAAGUUUCUGUUGAAUUUGAAGGAUACAGAAUGUGCAUCUGUCACUUACCUUGUCGUCCAGUAAAACCAAGCCUUGUUGGAGACCAGGCAUUUUCAAAGAUGGGAGCCCAUUACCAUUGCAUCAUCUGUUCAGCAACUAUCACACGAAGAACUGACAUGAUAGGUCAUGUUAACCGCCAUGUGAAUAAAGGAGAGACUGAAUCAAGGUUUAUUACAGUUCCUGCUUCCAAGUCUUCUCAUCGAGUGCUGAAAGAGUCAGCCACAGAGGUGCAAGUUCUUCCCAACUACUCCACACCCCAGAAAACAGAUUCCUAUUUUAAUCCUAAAAUGAAACUCAACAGGCAGUUGAUAUUCUGUGCACUGGCUGUUCUAGCAGGGGAGCGUAAACCAAUAGAGUGUUUGGAUGCUUUUGGUGCUACUGGUAUAAUGGGAUUGCAGUGGGCAAAGCAUCUCAGAAGUUCUGUGAAAGUUACGAUUAAUGAUUGUAAUGAAAAGUCUGUGACCAUGAUUCAGGAAAACUGCCAUUUAAACAAAAUGAAGGUGAAAGUGAACACUAAGGAAGAAGACAAUGAUGAAGCUGUGGGAGAUGGAGAGGAAAAUACUGACACCAUUGAGGUGACAAAAAUGGAUGCCAAUGUUAUCAUGCAUUUGAGGUCAUUUGAUUUUAUCCAUCUGGACCCCUUUGGAACUUCUGUGAAUUAUCUGGAUUCUGCCUUUAGAAACGUGAGAAAUCUUGGAAUUGUGUCACUGACCUCCACAGACAUCAGUUCUCUGUAUGCAAAGGCUCAGCACGUUGCCCUACGUCAUUAUGGCUGCAAUAUUGUCAGAACAGAGUACUACAAGGAGCUGGCAGCCAGAAUAGUAAUUGCUGCUGUUGCAAGAGCUGCAGCUCGCUGUAACAAAGGCAUUGAAGUUUUGCUCACAGUAGCUCUAGAACAUUUUGUUCUAGUAGUGGUCAGAGUUUUAAGGGGACCAUCUCCUGCGGAUGAUUCAGCAAAGAAAAUAAGAUAUCUCAUCCAUUGCCAGUGGUGUGAAGAGAGAAUCUUUCAGAAAGAGGGUAAUAUGGUAGAAGAAAACCCUUACCAGCAGCUGCCUUGUGAUUGCCAUGGCAGCAUGCCGGGCAAGACGGCCGUAGUUCUGGGGCCUCUCUGGUCAGGAGCCCUCUUUAACACUGGAUUCCUCAGAAGAAUGCUGCUUGAGGCAGUCCAGUAUGGUUUGGAUGAAGCUCAGCCACUUCUGAAGACGUUAGUUUGUGAAGCUGAGUGCACACCUUUAAAACAUGCUUCUACCCCUAGUCCUUACGAUGAGAACAAACAAGAAGAGUGUGGCGUAUAUAUCAAAACACCAAAUACUUCUGCAGAAUCCUACUUAGUGCAUGGAAAAAGAAAAGGUGAGGAACUGAUGCGAAAUGCAGCCAAGCGCCAGAAGUCUGAGGGCAGCUCCGAGCACCCUGCCUUUUACUACAACAUCCACAGACACAGUAUUAAAGGAAUGAACAUGCCAAAGUUAAAUAAGUUCUUGAGCUAUCUCUCCGAAGCUGGGUACCGAGUGAGCCGGACUCACUUUGAUCCCAUGGGCGUGCGCACAAACGCGCCCUUGGCCCAGUUUAAGACUGUUCUGAUGAAGUACAGCACCCCCACGUACACGGGGGCGCAGGCUGAAGGCCCUCUCCAUCUAACUGGAGAGGCCCAGGCAGGAGAGGAGGUUCAAGCUGCUGCAGAAGAUGCCAAGUUUCUAGAAGAGGAUAAAUACGGAGUGGCUGCUGCCAUGUCAGCAGCGCAGCACCCUGCACACUGUGCAGCUGAGUAAUGCAUGUCGCUUUGCUCACACGUGAGCCUGGCAGACACUUGCCAGCAGCCCCUGUUCCAGGAAGCCAGUACUUCUCACCAAACUGGAUUUUGAAAAUAGUUGCCCACUCUUUUAAUUUGAAAAGCUGUUAGAAUGAUGUAGCAGAGCUCAGCCCUGCCCACAGCAUCCAGGGCCAAAGCACUGUUGCUGUGAGAAGGUCUCUGAGACAGUUCCUUACUUUUAUGCUGAUGUCCACACUGACACUGGGCCUGCUCCUGGCUCUUUGUUAAAGCCUUAUUGCUAGCACAGAGUCCAGACAGGGGGAUGGGGCCAAAAGUCUUGAGCAUUUCUGAACAUGAGGUUAAUGUGAAAUGGAAUAUUCCCAAAAAAACCUGACUGGUAACAGUUCAGAGGGAGGUGGUGUGAAGAUGAUAAAAUACUGUAGGAUAAAAUACAAUCUGGGUCUAAGCAAGCCAGAGAGCCCUAACUGGGUGCAGUUGGAACUCCAGCCUGCACCUGUGCUUUGGCAUUGAGUCAGUUCCAUAGCUGUACCUACGAGUGAGAAUGGAAGGGAACGGUUACACAGCUGUUAUUGAAACCUCUGUUUCUAACCAAACUUUAGUGGACUGCGUUAGUCACCCCAGGUAGCUGUCUGUUCAGAGAUUACCUUUGGUUGUGCAUAGGGUCAAGGCACAAGGUGAAGUUCUAGGUUGCUGGGAAUUGGUCAAUAAUACAGUUUUAGCUGUUAAAAAAGAGCUCUUCCGUGAAUGAGCAAAGAUGCUGUGUGGUGGUAGUAGAAUCUGGUUUCUUUAAAUA